CUUUUUGGUUCUCUCUCUUCAAAUUUCUCUCUUUUUUUUGGGUUUUGUUGUUUGGGAUUCUCUUCUUUUUGGGGUCCGACCUAGAUUUUGAAUUGUGGGGCACUGGGGUUUUUGCUUUGUGAACUGGGUCUGUGGAGAACCCCAUUCUUUCGAGGGUUUCAAGUGAAUUCUUCUUUCAAUGGCUCUGAUUCUUCUCUUUUUCCUUCUAGCUGUUUCUGCUGUUUCUGCUGAUCAAGAUGCAUUCAUUGGUGUAAACCUUGGUACAGACCUUUCUGAUAUGCCCAGCCCCACUCAGGUAGUUGCACUUCUUAAGGCUCAAAACAUUAGACAUAUCAGGUUAUAUGAUGCCGACCGUGCCAUGUUGCUUGCGCUUGCCAACACAGGCAUCCAGGUAUCCGUUUCUGUACCCAAUGACCAACUCCUUGGAAUUGGCCAGUCCAACGCGACUGCAGCCAACUGGGUCGCUCGAAAUGUCAUCGCCCAUGUUCCUGCCACCAACAUCACAGGCAUAGCAGUUGGCUCUGAAGUUCUUACCUCUCUUCCAAAUGCUGCCCCAAUCCUAGUCUCAGCUCUAAAGUUCAUUCAAUCUGCUCUGGUCGCAUCUAAUCUAGAUCGCCAAAUCAAAGUUUCUACCCCACAUUCUUCUUCCAUUAUUCUCGAUUCGUUCCCGCCAUCGCAGGCCUUCUUUAACCGCUCAUGGGACCCUGUCAUGGUCCCUUUACUUAAAUUUUUGCAGUCCACCGGGUCGUAUCUCAUGCUUAAUGUAUAUCCAUAUUAUGAUUACAUGCAAUCGAAUGGUGUGAUUCCUCUAGACUACGCUCUUUUUCGACCCCUCCCUCCAACCAAGGAAGCUGUUGAUGCCAAUACCCUCUUGCACUAUACUAAUGUCUUUGAUGCAGUUGUUGAUGCUGCAUAUUUCGCAAUGUCGGCUUUAAACUUCACCAACAUUCGCAUUGUUGUAACUGAGUCAGGCUGGCCAUCUAAGGGUGAUGCAUCGGAGCGAGAUGCAACAUUAGACAAUGCUAACACUUACAAUAGCAACUUAAUUCGACAUGUUCUUAACAACACUGGAACACCGAAGCAUCCCGGAGUUCCUGUUAGUACCUACAUAUAUGAGCUCUACAAUGAAGAUUUAAGACCUGGUUUGGUCUCAGAAAAAAACUGGGGUCUCUUCUAUCCAAAUGGAGUGCCAGUUUAUAUCUUACACUUAACUGGUGCUGGUGCUGUUUUGGCAAAUGAUACCACAAACCAGACGUUCUGUGUUGCAAGAGACGGUGCCGAUCGUAAGCUGCUGCAGGCAGCCCUUGAUUGGGCUUGUGGACCGGGAAAAGUCGAUUGCUCCUCGUUAUUGCAGGGGCAGCCAUGUUAUCAACCAGAUAAUGUUAUAGCUCAUGCAACCUAUGCUUUCAAUGCAUAUUACCAGAAAAUGGCCAAGUCUCCAGGGACCUGUGAUUUCAAAGGAGUAGCUAUCAUCACAACCACAAACCCAAGUCAUGGUACGUGUAUUUUCCCAGGAAGUAAUGGAUAUAAUGGGACUUUAGUUAAUAGCACAUCUUUGGCUCCAUCUUCAAACUCUUCUGAUUCAGCUGGUGGGUGCCGUCCAAAGUAUCUCUAUGGUAGCAACCCUUACACUAUGUCAAUGAUCUUGUGCGUCUUAUUAAUGACUUUGGCAUUCUUGUGAUGAUGCUACUGCUGCUGCUGCUGCAUUUUUCAUUUUGUAUUCGUAUAUCUCCACGACGGUUUUGGAUUUUCGAGCUUAGUUCCAUUUGGUUCCAAGCUAUUGUAACUUAUUUAGCCAGUUUUGGUAUGGUCGAGGGUGGACGAGUGGGGAAUAGGAUCGUGAAUGUGGCUAUAUUAGUCGUCGAUCGAGUUCGACGAGCCAUCGUUUGGAUUUUGUAGAGAGAGGAAAAAAAAGGAAAUCAAAGGAUUAUUUGUGAGCUCUUGUGUAAGUUGUAACUAUCAUCAUCAUUCUUUGGAGUCUCCAUUGCUUAGCAAGUUUGUUCGGAUCUUCAGUUUAAUUCACUCAAAAAUGUUGUAGCUGAAGCCUAAA
Molecule: messenger RNA, 2050 nt
Organism: Cucurbita maxima (winter squash)
Lineage: Eukaryota; Viridiplantae; Streptophyta; Magnoliopsida; Cucurbitales; Cucurbitaceae
Product: glucan endo-1,3-beta-glucosidase 3
Exons: 4
Coding region: 179-1681 (500 amino acids)
Biological process (GO): carbohydrate metabolic process
Cellular component (GO): plasma membrane
Molecular function (GO): hydrolase activity, hydrolyzing O-glycosyl compounds
Source: RefSeq, a predicted model, not a curated record